Cylicostephanus goldi is the source of this 315-nucleotide messenger RNA. The record is from the annotation of a GenBank genome assembly. Lineage: Eukaryota; Metazoa; Nematoda; Chromadorea; Rhabditida; Strongylidae.
AUGGACAAAGGGAGAGAUCACAACUGGGGAGACUAUUACUACCAAGGAAAACGACCUUCUGGAAGAAAAGCGUGGCUUCUUGAGGUUGUCCACUUUAUCAAUCAGUCCAUACCAACUUUCAACGAAAUCUUUGAUGAGGAAACAUUCUACGUUUUCGCAUUUUUGGUUGUUGUGUUCUCGAUUCUGACUGCAGUAUUCUUAUCCAAAGUGGUAGGAAUCACCAUCAAAGAGCAUCCCAUCAAUAUCAACAGGGACUGGGGAGAACCAAAGCCAGCGCACCCUUUUAGAUUUCCAUGGAAAAUGAAAAAAGAGUGA